Neoarius graeffei (lesser salmon catfish) is the source of this 5739-nucleotide messenger RNA. Its product is annotated as CLIP-associating protein 1-like. Gene Ontology annotation, biological process: mitotic spindle assembly. The coding region runs from base 401 to 5014 and encodes 1537 amino acids. Gene Ontology annotation, molecular function: kinetochore binding; microtubule binding. NCBI's taxonomy places the organism in Eukaryota, Metazoa, Chordata, Actinopteri, Siluriformes, Ariidae. The record is from RefSeq and is a predicted model, not a curated record. Gene Ontology annotation, cellular component: mitotic spindle; cytoplasmic microtubule; spindle microtubule. The transcript has 41 exons.
UAGCCUUUAUUUCCAAACGGGCGCUUUGGGGCGGAGAUGAGCAGUGCUGCAGAAAUAGCUGAUCAUCAACAAACCCAGUGAUGCCCAGUGCAGAGGACUGAUAUGGCAGUUUUCCUCGGAGGACUGUGAGUCGAUCUGCAGAAGAAUGUGGGGAACCGAUGUCACAUUCGUUCUCAAUCACAGAUGAAGCCCUGAAGUCUUUCCAUUACCACUGUUUGAACUAUUCGCUGUAAUCGCUCUGAGUUCACAUAUGGUGCCCACGUGCCACUGGCCUGUAAAUAAAGGGAGAACCUUUUUGGAAUAAAGUCCCAUUUUUGCACAUUGCUGUUACUAAUUACUGCGUCUGGUUGCCUUUUUUUAUGCAAGUUCUGGUCUAUAACUGGUUUGAUCUUAAGGAAACAUGGAGGCCAAUAUGGAACAUAUUGUGGGACAGGUGAUGCAGAAAGACUUGGGACGGCGACUCCAAGUCGGACAGGAGAUCAUAGACUACAUUCUGGACCGGCAGAAGUCACAUGACCUGGAGCACGAUCAGACCAUGCUCGACAGGAUGGUCGAUGGCCUGGCCACUUCAUGGGUCAACUCAAGCAACUUCAAGGUGGCUCUACUGGGAAUGGACAUUGUGUCUGCUUUAGUGACCAGAUUACAAAAUCGAUUUAAACCCCAAAUUGGUACAGUCCUGCCCAGUUUAACAGACCGUUUAGGCGACGCCAAAGACCAAGUAAGAGACCAAGCCCAGGCUCUGCUGUUAAAAAUAAUGGAUCAAGCUGCCAAUCCACAGUACGUAUGGGACAAAAUGUUGGGAGGAUUCAAACACAAGAACAACAGGAGCAGAGAGGCUGUCUGUUUUUGCCUUAUUUCCACACUAAAUAUAUAUGGAGCCCAGGGUUUAACUCUGAGCAAGAUUGUACCUCACAUAUGUAGUCUAUUAGGAGACCCUGCAAGUCAGGUUCGAGAUGGGGCGAUGAACUGUCUUGUGGAGAUUUACAGACAUGUUGGAGAGAGAGUGCGAAUGGAUCUUGGGAAAAAAGGCUUGCCACAAUCACGGUUGAAUGUCAUUUUUAGUAAAUUCGACGAAGUACAGCGAUCAGGGAACAUGGUGCUGUCUGCAGAUAAGAACAUAGAUGAUGAUGACUCUGUGGACGGAGGCCGUUCCUCUGCCUCCUCUAAAGGAGCAGCAUCUGUCCGCCGGACUGGAUCCAUGCGCAGACCGAGCUCCGCCUCCAGCACAAAGAGCACAGGAAAAGAGGUGUCAGGUGCUGGUGCUGUGGAUGAAGAAGACUUUAUCCGGGCCUUUGAGGAUGUGCCCACCAUCCAGAUUUACUCCAGCAGAGAGCUCGAGGAGUCCAUGAAUAAAAUCAGAGAGGUCCUCUCAGAUGAAAAACAAGACUGGGAGCACAGAGUGGCGGCGCUGAAGAAGGUGCGUUCGCUGUUGCUCGCCGGAGCCACUGAUCAUGAAGCGUUCUUCCAACAAGUGCGGCAGCUGGAAGGAGCGUUCAAGCUCUCCGCUAAAGACCUACGCUCUCAGGUUGUCCGUGAGGCCUGCAUCACACUGGGGCAUCUGUCAUCUGUGCUUCGUAACAAGUUUGACCAUGGAGCCGAGUCCAUCAUGCCCACGUUACUCAAUCUCGUCCCCAACAGUGCUAAAGUGAUGGCCACAUCCGGCGUAGCAGCCAUCCGCCUUAUUAUACGACACACACACUAUCCCCGGCUUAUUCCCAUCAUCACCAGUAACUGCACAUCCAAAUCCGUGGCUGUCCGGCGGCGCUGUUAUGAGUUUUUAGACCUUUUACUCCAGGAGUGGCAGACGAGCUGUCUAGACAGACAUGUAGCUGUUCUGAUGGAGACCAUUAAGAAAGGAGUCCAUGAUGCAGAUUCAGAAGCCAGAUCUGUUGCCAGGAAGUGUUAUUGGGGAUUCCACGGCCACUUCAGUAAGGAGGCGGAGCAACUGUUUCAGGCCCUCGAGCUGACCUAUCAGAAGGCUCUGCAGUCGCAUCUGAAGAGCUCGGACAGUGUAAUGUCUCUCCCCCAAUCCGAUCGCUCCUCCUCGAGCUCUCAAGAGAGCCUCAGUCGCCCGCAGUCUGCUAAAGCACCUGUCGGAAGCAGCGUAACCAGAAAUAAAGCGGUGAGCUCUAGAGUGUCCUCCACACCUGGCUCACUGCAGAGAUCACGCAGUGAUGUCGAUGUCAACGCCGCCGCUAACGCCAAGUCCCGAAUGCCCAAAGUACCUGCUGCUGCUCCUUUCAGCUCAGCCGGUGCACUGCCACCUGGCUCCUAUGCCUCGCUAGGUCGUGUGCGCACACGGAGACAGAGUUCAGGCAGCAGCGUUGGAGGCGGUGCCUCUGUUACAGACAGUAGGGGGCGGAGCCGAGCGAAAGUGGUGUCGCAAUCACAACCUGGGAGUCGUUCCAGUUCUCCCGGGAAGCUUAUUGGUCAGUCUUAUGGCAAAAUGUCCUCUGUGACCCCAGCAGAGAAGCGCAGUAGGAUCCCACGCAGUCAGGGCUGCAGCCGAGAGAGCAGCCCCGGUCGCUCAGGCCAGGUGCGGGGUAGUCGCAUCCCACGGCCCAGUAUGAGUCAGGGUUGCAGUCGUGAGACAAGCAGGGAGAGCAGCAGAGACACAAGUCCUGCACGGGGUUUUACUCCCCUUGAUCGUUUUGGGCUGAUCCAUCAGGCGCGGAUCUCUGCCUCGGUCAACGCCAUGCGCAUCCUGAACACAGGCAUGGAGGUGGAGGCAGCGGUAGCUGAUGCUCUGCUAUUAGGAGACACCAGGAAUAAGCGGAGGCCCAUGCGGCGUUGGUACGAGUCUCCUGGCAUGUACUCGGACGAUGACGCCAACAGCGAUGCCUCCAGCGCGUGUUCAGAGCUUUCCUAUAGCUCACGUAACGGAGGAGUGCCGCAUUACAUGCGUCAGACGGAGGACGUAGCCGAGAUCCUAAACCACUGCGCCAGUUCCAACUGGUCUGAGAGGAAAGAAGGUCUGCUGGGUCUCCAGAACCUUCUGAAGAGCCAAAGAACCCUCAGCCGUGUGGAACUCAAGAGGCUGUGUGAGAUUUUCACCAGGAUGUUCGCCGACCCUCACAGCAAGAGAGUGUUCAGCAUGUUCCUGGAAACGCUAGUGGACUUCAUCGUGCUGCACAGGGAGGAUUUGCAGGACUGGCUCUUUGUGCUCCUCACGCAGCUGUUAAAGAAGAUGGGCGCUGAUCUGCUGGGCUCAGUGCAGGCUAAAGUGCAGAAAGCUCUCGACGUCACGAGGGAUUCUUUCCCCUACGAUCAGCAGUUCAACAUCUUAAUGCGCUUCAUUGUCGAUCAGACACAAACUCCAAACCUCAAGGUGAAGGUGGCCAUUCUGAAAUAUAUCGAGUCUCUGGCCAGGCAAAUGGAUCCGACUGAUUUUGUGAACUCCAGUGAGACACGACUGGCCGUCUCCCGCAUCAUCACCUGGACGACAGAACCCAAGAGCUCAGAUGUCAGAAAGGCUGCUCAGAUGGUGUUGAUCUCCCUGUUCGAGCUGAACACCCCAGAGUUCACGAUGCUCCUCGGAGCACUGCCGAAAACCUUCCAGGACGGAGCCACCAAACUCCUGCAUAAUCACCUGAAGAACUCCAGCAAUGCUGCCGCCACGAGCUCGCCGAGCAACACGGUAGGCCGCACACCUCCAAGACUCUCUGGUUCCCGCACCAGUCCCCUGACAUCUCCUACAAACUGCUCUCAUGGAGGCCUCUCACCCAGUCGUAUAUGGGGCUGGAGUUCGAACGGUCUCUCAAAGGCCCCGUGUCCCUUCACUCCCCCUCCCUCUGGCCCUGGCACCCCCCCUCUCCGACCUGGGCGCCGGGCCCCCUCGCCCAGCAUGCUGGAAUACGACACAGAGAACAUGAACUCCGAGGAGAUCUACAGCUCUCUGAGAGGAGUCACUGAAGCCAUUCAGAGCUUCAGCUUCCGCAGCCAGGAGGACAGCUACGAGCCAAUCAAACGCGACCUCAAGAAAGACGACGCUAGCGCCGUAGCGUCCUGUGCUGCAGAACCCCGCCCCGGUACAGAUGUGAUGGAGGGGGGCCGAACGGCUUUAGACAACAAGACCUCGUUACUGAACACACCGUCCCCUCGGUCUUUCCUGGGGCCGAGGACACGCGAGUACAAUCCCUACAACUACACCGACUCCAUCAGCAGUUACGAUAAAGCCGCUCUGAAGGAGGCAGUAUUCGAUGAUGACGUCGAACAGCUCCGUGAUGGUCGUCGUCAAGACUUUGUUGAAAACAAAAUCAUGGCUCCCAAAAGUUAUUCUGCAGGCCCUGCGCAUCACUUGGAGCUGGUUGGUGACCUCCUGAAGGAGCUGUCCAAUCACAGCGAGCGUGUGGAGGAGAGGCGGGCCGCCCUGCUGGAGCUGUUGAAGGUGACCCGUGACGACAGCGUAGCCGUUUGGGAGGAGCAUUUUAAAACCAUGUUGCUGCUGCUCCUGGAGACACUGGGGGACAAGGAUCACACCAUCCGGGCACUGGCUCUGCGUGUUCUGAAAGAGAUCCUGCGAAGUCAACCUGCACGUUUCAGGAACUAUGCAGAACUGACCAUCAUGAAAACACUGGAGGCGCACAAAGACUCCCACAAAGAGGUGGUGCGUGCUGCAGAGGAGGCCGCAUCCACCCUGGCUUCCUCCAUCCACCCGGAGCAGUGCAUUAAGGUCCUGUGCCCCAUUGUACAGACCGCGGACUACCCCAUCGACCUGGCUGCCAUUAAAAUGCAGACCAAGGUCAUCGAGCGCAUUCCAGAGGAGUCCCUUUACCAGCUGCUGCCUGACAUCAUCCCUGGUCUACUACAGGGUUAUGAUAACACUGAGAGCAGCGUGCGGAAAGCCAGUGUCUUCUGCCUCGUGGCAAUUUAUUCUGUGAUCGGAGAAGGGUUGAAGCCUCAUCUUGCUCAGCUUACAGGCAGCAAGAUGAAACUGCUGAACCUCUACAUCAAGCGAGCCCAAACUACCAACAGCAACAGCAGCAGCUCGUCUGACAUCUCCUCCCACAGCUAAACCGACCAAUCACAUUCUGAACCAAUCAUAACCUCACGCCCAGCCCAUCCAGUUUUACUGAAACGACUCGGUUUCUUCAGAACAACCCAACCCCCAGUCUGAGGUCUUCUUUUAACGAAAGGACAAAGGUUUUUAUUUGAAUCCUUCACUAGACCCAAAAUGGCAGUGUAAUUGUAUAACAAGACCUGUAUUUAGAAAUGUGACUUGUUGCUUCUUCGGUUUUGGGUCCACGUUCGAGUGUGUGAUGCCGAAAUGGGUCGCUUGUAUUACCGUCCUCUUGAAUGUGUGUGUAAUGUUUCAGACAUUAACCAGAGCAGUUGUGCCUCAAUCCAGUGGACCUGUUUGUCUGUAUUCUCUUAUAGGGCAAUAUUUCUAUUGAAGGAGUACUCUUUUACUUUUUUUUUGUUUUUUUUUAAUCUCUCGUUACCACUUCUGCAGAGUAUGUGUAGUGGACAACAAUUUAGAAAGUUGACUGAAAAAAGAACAGACAACCUGUUCAUAUACUGUAUGUAUUACUCGCUUAAAAUGAAAGUUUUGGGGGCAGUUCAGCCUUUCAGAAACAGAACUAGUUUUUGUGAGGGAAGGAUCUGUUGGUAUGUGAUGUAGUCACUGUAACUCUAGGGAAACAUUGAAGUGCCCCAGUUUUGUCCUGAUGGCACAAAAAUCUAUUAGACUGGUACCAAAAUCCAGAAUUGUGCCACCCAAAGGCAUUUUUGAGACAAAGU